CGCGCAGUUUUUUUUUUCUCCCCCCUUUUUGGCUUGGCGCAUCCGAAGAAUCUGUUGCAUUGGAAGGCAUGACGACGUACACCGAAUGAUAUGUACAAAUUCCUGCUCCGCACCCUGCCACGCCAAGCUUCACUCAUUCCCACACUCGGGCACAGCAGCAGCAGCAGCAACAGGAGGAACACAAGCAGCCAGACAGCAAAUACUCAGCAAAUAGACGCCAUGGAAAGAUACGACAGAAACCGACAAUGGAGGCGCCCGAAGGAUGGACAAGGUCACGUGAACAACGACUCCAGCUUUAAAGUAGUUUCGUACAACAUACUCGCCCAGGACCUGCUGAUAGAACACUUUCAUCUGUAUGGGCAAAACGGAACCAACUGCCUCAACUGGCGACGCCGCCUCCAGAACAUUCAGCGUGAAAUACUGACACUAGACCCGGACAUUCUCUGUCUCCAGGAGAUGCAGUACGACCAUAUAUGCGAUCUACUGCGGGGCCUGCGCGUGGGCAAUGGCAAGAAACUGGAGUACAUCUACAAGAAGAAGACUGGCCACCGCACCGAUGGCUGUGCCAUCAUCUACGACGCAUGCAAGUUCCAGUUGCUGGACCAGCGGCCAGUCGAGUUUUACGAUGAGAAUGUAAAGCUGCUGAAUCGCGAAAACGUGGCCCUGCUCGCCAAACUCGCACUGAAAGGGCAGAAGAAGGAGUUCAUAGUGGCCACCACACACCUGCUGUACAAUCCCAAGCGCGACGACGUGCGCUGUGCCCAGGUGACCCGGCUGCUUGAAGAGCUACAGACAUUUUCCGUUGAUCCAAAGAGUGGCCAAAUUACGCCCAUAGUAUUAACUGGCGACUUUAACAGCCUCUUAGAUUCUCCGGCUAUCGAGGUUCUCACUACCCAAGUACCCUGGCACUCGAGUGCCGAUAAACCCGAAAAGAUGCUCAAAUUUGAGGCUGUUCAUAUGGGACCGCCAGGACCACACCGCGUUGCGUCCACACGUCAAGACGACUGGAUCACCGUGGACUACAUUCUGCGCUCCCUAAGCGAUAAAAGCCAGCACCAGCUGCAGGUGGCUAGCAUUUAUGGCCUGCCCACGGUCAACAUCUGCUACCGCGUUGGACCCAUACCCAAUCACUAUCUGGGAUCUGAUCACUAUGCUCUGGGCGUUGUGUUUAACCUUGUUUAGAAACUAAACUAUAAGCUAUAAGCCGAAAGA
Messenger RNA from Drosophila obscura, 1212 nucleotides. It is a transcript of the gene angel, whose product is annotated as protein angel. The transcript has a single exon. Bases 91 to 1182 code for a protein of 363 amino acids. Gene Ontology annotation, molecular function: 3'-5'-RNA exonuclease activity. The record is from RefSeq and is a predicted model, not a curated record. Lineage: Eukaryota; Metazoa; Arthropoda; Insecta; Diptera; Drosophilidae.